Messenger RNA from Daphnia pulicaria, 1362 nucleotides. RefSeq lists its product as uncharacterized. Lineage: Eukaryota; Metazoa; Arthropoda; Branchiopoda; Diplostraca; Daphniidae. The transcript is spliced from 3 exons. Bases 99 to 875 code for a protein of 258 amino acids. The record is from RefSeq and is a predicted model, not a curated record.
AUGCAGUUGUCGAAGUUGACAAUUCGUCGCUCGAUAGAUUUAUCGAGCCAAUUCUCCCCUUGAUUUUAUCUUCCCAUUUUGCGCAGAAUUCGACAUUUAUGGAAGCUAUUGAAGAAGAUGAGAGCUUCAUAAUUCAUGAAUGCGAUUACAAGAUUUUGGGCAACAUUGACAAAUAUCAACCUGAUAUUGUGAUAAGUGCAACCACAGCAGUGUUGGUCGUGCACGAACAAGAAAAGUUUGAGGAAACCCGUUUGAGAAUUUCGCUAGCCAGUUUAAAAUUCACGACAUGCUGGGUAAUAAUAUUGGCCCCUGGAGGGCUAACCUUGUCCAAACCGCCUGUACAGUGGGAAUCUCUCAAAGUUUUAGCCAAAUUCUACGAGAACAAUUAUUACCAGAAUGAUACGACUGAAUUUUUAUUGCUAAAACGCAUAGCCAACACUUAUCGAGAUGUGGCGUUCUUCGUCAAGGGUGCUGCAUUAGACGAGAUUCAUCAAGAUAUUAAUUCAAAUCAUCAUCCACUCAGUGUCAAAGCCAAACUUUUGCUUCAGUUUCCGCAAUUGAAUGCCGUGACUGCGCCCUUAAUUGCCCAGCACUUUGACGCAAAAGAACUCGUUACGCUGCCCGUGGAGACGCUCUGUAAUCGGAUUCCUACUCUUCGUCAUACCAUCAAAAUGAUUCGCAACUACCAUCACACAUCGCUACAGUUACUGUAUGAAAUGGAUAUUGAUGAACAAAAAUCGUCAAUUGAGGACAUGGACACACACCCUUUUUUCGGUCAACUCAAACACGGUCAACCAUGGAAUCUGGAGACAGUAAAUGUGAAGGAAUGUGAGCUACGCAAGUUACCAACGCUCAAAACGAGAUCAAAACUGUAAAUUGAUCAUAUGGAAGAAAUGGGCACGCCUUUAAGCGUUAGUCAGCAUAAAACAUGUUGUGCUCUCCUUUUCCUUGUCAGCCAGUCUAUGUUUAUUCUCUACUUCUGCAAAGAGCUUUUCUUUUCUUUUCUUUCCUGCGUUUCAUUUUUUUCUAGUUAAAGUUUACAUGCAGUAGUCAUUUCCAAAGCAGUUUAUACGCAUUAGUCGUUUACAAAGAAUUUUUGUGCUCUCCUUUCCCUUGUCAGCCAGUCUAUGUUUAUUCUCUGCUUCUGCAAAGAGCUUUUCAUUUCUUUCCUGUGUUUCAUUUUUUUCUAGUUAAAGUUUACAUGCAGUAGUAAUUUCCAAAGCAGUUUAUACGCAUUAGUUGUUUACAAAGAAUUUUUGAAAGGUCCAAAAUGACAUUUGAACCAGAUUUCUCCUCACAAUGUCUCAGUUUAUGUCAUUUCGUUCCGUUACACGUCCUUAAGUUAAAUAUGCGUAUAAUAAA